AUGCAAACGGUCCAGAUUAAAAGGAUCUGCAAAAAGCACCAGAUCCGCUUUAAGCCAGAAUGUGAUCAGGCCUUGUGUCUGAAGCUAUCAGGAAAACUUUUUGCAUGUAGCUGGCUUGCUACUAACACCAAGACAGGAGGAACAGAAAAAGACCACUUGGUAUGGGAAGGCCUUAAUGUAGUUAAGACUGGAAGAGUAAUGCUAGGAGAAACUAAUCCUGCCGAUUCCAAGCUUGGCACAAUUCGUGGAGACUUCUGUGUGCAGGUUGGCAGAAAUAUAAUUCAUGGCAGCAAUUCUGUAGUAAAUGCCGAGACUGAAAUCAAUCUAUGGUUCAUGCCUGAAGAACUUAUUGACUACACAAGCUGUAAACACCCAUGGAUCUAUGACUAA
Messenger RNA from Rhineura floridana, 390 nucleotides. Its product is annotated as nucleoside diphosphate kinase B-like. Gene Ontology annotation, biological process: CTP biosynthetic process; GTP biosynthetic process; UTP biosynthetic process. Lineage: Eukaryota; Metazoa; Chordata; Lepidosauria; Squamata; Rhineuridae. The record is from RefSeq and is a predicted model, not a curated record. The transcript is spliced from 4 exons. Gene Ontology annotation, molecular function: nucleoside diphosphate kinase activity. The coding region runs from base 1 to 390 and encodes 129 amino acids.